Molecule: messenger RNA, 5577 nt
Organism: Myzus persicae (green peach aphid)
Lineage: Eukaryota; Metazoa; Arthropoda; Insecta; Hemiptera; Aphididae
Exons: 27
Coding region: 443-4513 (1356 amino acids)
Molecular function (GO): protein binding
Source: RefSeq, a predicted model, not a curated record
GCGCCGUGGGAUAUCACGCGAGCGCACCGGUCCGCUCGACAGCCGACUCCGAAGUCGCCGCCGCGGGUCCAGCAGAUACGCGUGUGCACAGACUUCGCCGCCGCCGCCGCCGCCGCCGCCGCCGCCGCGGACGACCUUAUAGAGAGCCGACCGAACGUAGUACGGUGUAUACCAAGUGUCCGUCAUCGAACCACACACUCGGUCGCCAACACAUCCCGCGGUGGUCGCAGCUAUAUUGUGCAGUCCAAUUACGACACACACGCACCCGCCGCCGUCGAUUCCCGCGAGUAUACCCAGUAUAUUUUUCAAAUUGAUUUUGUUGUGGCACAACUGAAAGAAAAAAUUCAUUUGACGUCUAACGAACAAUACAGCUCAGGAGGUGCAUUAUACGUCACUGAAUUAGUGAUUGUUUAGAUUUGACUUGGUAACCUAAGUUUUGAAGAUGACGACGCCUGUUUUUGUCUCGUCGAGGGUAAGGGAAAACGCAUCGAAUAAUAACGGGCAAUUCAAUCGUGCGUCUCAACGGAUAUUCAUCACGCCGGCGGCAGCGGCACCGGAUACUGGCAGUACCAAAGGGAAGACUAAUCAUGCGACAACACAGGCUAACAUGAACUCGGCCGAUUUAAUGGAGUCAGACGAGAAAAAACUAGGGCCAAAAAGUCGGAGCCAACAAUUCUAUUCCAAACAAGAUAUUGUGGAACAGUACUGCCUAAGCGAUAAGCAAUUACAAGUAUUAAACAGGGUUAGACAGCCUCCAGCAUUGUUUGGAUGCAUAUCCAGUCACAGAGAGUCGUCUUCUUGUGGUGCUAGGAGCUCACCGAAUCUGUUGACCGCCUGCGUUCGGCGACGAAUACCAAGUGACGAGAACCUCCACGACCUGUACAAGCGACUUCCAGCAGACUGCGCUCCAUAUUCACGGUGGUCGAGAUACCAUCACUGCCAUCCUGAAGCAUUCCCCGUGCAUCACUGCCACCAAUCGGACUUGGCCGAAGCACCGCCACCGCCACCGUGUCAACGAUCGCCAGCCGCCAGACGCCACAAAUGUUGGCCCCCCGAAGACGAAGGUUGUCCACAUAGGACGUGUCAUCCAACUUGCCACGGACGGGUCUCGGGAUUCGAUUGUCCCGAAUUCCAUCUAUGUACGCCUCACUAUUUACCACCACCUCCCCCUCCACCGCCACCGCAGCAAUCGACUUCCAGAAUGAGACAUGUCAGCUUUGCCAGAUCACACACUGUGACCUCAUUUGACAAUGUUUCUUUAAAAUCAGCCAACAGUAGCAAAUCGUUAGAAAGACUAAUUGACGGUAGAAAAACUCCAGAACCUAUUGUUUCCUCAGUCGAAUCUCCGAAAAUUAUUGUAUUAGAAAAGAUAAAAAGGGCACAAAAGGUACAAGCUACACAAACAGACGGAGCAAGAGAUACAAGUCCAGCAACGCCGCAUAAAGUUAAAUCAGUAACGAAAAAAAAUGCACAGCAAAAUGAGAUACCGAAAUCAAUUAUCAAGCCAUCGGAAACUUUCAGUAAUGAGAUACUAAUUGACUUUGAGCCUAAAGAUCCUCCUUAUCGGAAGCAAAACAAAACGAUCUUACAUAAAACCGUAUCAGACGGUGAAAUUUUAAUCGGCGAGAUAGCAAGAUGCAGGAGUCGAGAGGAUGUAGAGGCAUCAGUGUCUGAUGGUGAACAAUGCUACAAAAAUUUAGUGGCUGCUUCUUGCACUGGCGAAGGCUCUUUGGAAAAUUUUCAUGAAAACGAAAGCAUUCUUUGUGAAGGAAUUUACAAGUCCAAAAGUAGUGUGUGUUUAUCUGAGUCGCCGAGUAAAUGUAGAGCAAAAACGCCAUCGUCUUCAAAUGAACAAGAACCAAGUGAUCUAUCUCAAACUACUGUCUUGCAGUUUGAAGGUUUAUCCAAGAAAACUAAACUAAAAGAAGAUAACUUGUGUGAUGUAAUACAAAAGAAGAUAAUAAGAUACACCGAUCUGCCAUUGAAAUCUUCAGACCUAAUUGAACAAGGAAAUAGUCAAAACACUUUAGGAACUAAUUGCCCAACGGCUGUGGAGCCGUCUGAAGUUUCAACUUCUACUGAAGAUUAUGUAACAGCUACAGAUAGUGCUUCUUACACCACUACCCCAACUCAAGGUCCGUCAGUUACAAGUAGUUCAUUUGACAGUGAAUCUUCUAAAUACAGUUUGCCUCAUCCUAUGUUUGAUCACGACACUACGCUUGAUCCAACUGAUCCAAUUGAUGAAGAACUCGGGGACGGUGAAGACUCAAGUGAUGACGAAAGCAGUACAUCCGGAAGUUACAGCGUGAAGUGCAGUAUAGAGGAUAAUAAGAGUUCUGGUUCAUCAGACGAGAAUACAAGAAUAAGACCGAAAUCCAUCUUAAAAUUGGCUAAGUCCAUACCAAAGAGCAAAUCAAAAUCUUUAGAAGAAUCAAAUAAUUUGAAUAAUCCGGAUCUAAUAUCAAGUAACCGUAUAACAGCCAAAUGCCAUACAGAUGAAACUAAUUCCAAUUUAAUUAAGAAGUUGAUGGGCAACGGUUUUGCAACUAAAAUAUCAUUACCUGUCUAUUCUUCCGACGAGUCUUCAAAAGCGCCAGAACGACGCAGAAGGCCAAGCCCUAGACGGAAAAGUAUAGGAGCUGUAACACUAAUUAACUCUAUUGAUAAGCAACCUUCGAUAGUAAAUAAACCAGAAAAACGGAGGGAAUCACUGCCCGAAAUUCUUAGAAAACCACAAGUAACUCUAGAUACUAUGGAAAAAUCAAAAACUGAAUUUCACCUAGAAGACAAACCUAAAUGUUCAUUACAAACAAAGUCAUCCCAAAUUAAUUAUUUAUCUCAAAUUAAUAAUUUGAACUUGAAGACGGUGAGCGCAGAGUCUCUGCGUUCUAUUAGCCCAGGAAGUGAUUCAGUUUUCUACAGUGAACCAUGCAGUAGGGUAUCAUUAUUAUCUAGAUGUACACUAUGUAAUACCGAAGUUGAUCUAGAUUAUACUAGUAAUACAAAUAGCGAUAUCAUAAAUAUUGUUAAACCACCUGAAGGGUUUGGGGAUUCUCCAGAAGAACCCCCUACCACGCCUAUAAAACGAUUAACGAAACGAUAUCGUUCAGAGGAUAGAAGAAGAAACACUAGGUCAGAACAAACUCGAGCAAAGUCUGAAGAAAGAGUAAAACAUACAAAAGAAAAAGGGAGGCCAAUGACUAGAUCGACCAAUGUAAGUAUGGAAAGAUUAAAUGGAAGUAGUUCUAGCCUUCAUUCAGAUGACGAUGACUGGUCGGGCGUCUAUACAACACCAUUUACAUCCUUCUCGUGGGUAUACAUAGACGAAAUAGAAGAGUUCUAUGUAUGGAAAAAACCUUCAGAUUUGCCAGACAUUAAAUGUUCGCCUGAGUUAAAACGAAGAGAUUCCAUUGAAUCAACGUGUUCAGAACAUGAGUUUCGAGUAAAAUAUCAAACAAUUACACACCGAAUGGUACACAGAAAAUCAAGUUUAGAAAUGUUUAAAAGAAUCGCUUCAAAAUCGUUUGAUAGCGACGAACGCUUAAUGGUUAAACGUGAAUCAGGAGAAUUCGGUUUUCGUAUUCAUGGGGCUAAACCGGUCGUAGUAUCCGCGAUUGAAACGGGAACAGCUGCAGAAAACUCUGGUCUCCAAGUGGGUGACAUAAUCAUCAGCAUCAAUGACAUGUGUGUUCUCGAUGCAUCACACUCGGAAUUUGUCAAUGUUGCACAUAGUGGUUCUGACGUAUUAGAAUUGGAAGUCGCCAGGACCUGUGAUAUCUUAACACCAGUGAUCGAUCCAUCCACAAUUGAAAAUCGCAUUGUUAUAGCCAGUAAACUAUGGAAAUUUAGUAUUGGGACAAAAAAAAUGAAAAACUGUUGGCAGCCUAGAUAUUUUUGUCUCAAGACCGAUAAUUGUCUCUACUACUAUAAAUCUGCUUCUUUGAAACGAGACAGACAUCCUCUAGGAGCAUUAAAUCUUAAAGGUUUCACCGUAGUGCAAACAUCGGACACGGGAAGAAUGUACAGCUUCCGACUGGAAAGAAAAGACCACAAGAAAACAAGGUUGCACAUAGCAGCGAACAGUGCAGAAAACGCGGACCGCUGGAUCGGAGCUCUCGUCGAAGCUACCAAAUGUCCAUCGAUGGAAUGGCUCAACGAGGAUAACUUAAAAUCUGUGGUCACCAUCGAUCCGCAAUCGGACUGCCAGGGUUUCCUCUCCACAUUGGUACACCACUGUGGAAAAUCGUGGAAAAAAUACUACUGCGUUCUUAAAGGUGCUAGGCUGUAUUUUUUCGUAGACAGCGUAACCCGAUUUGCCAACGGAAUGGCUUGUCUCCACGGUUACAAAGUGCAAAGUUCCGUUAACGCUAGCGUAAGGAAAUUUGCGUUCGAGCUUAUACCACCCGACUUGUCGUUUAGAUAUUUUUAUUUUUAUACAGACACCGAAGUAGACAAAAGAAGAUGGAUAGCUGCUCUAGAGUAUAGCAUAGAUCGUUGGAUAAACGUUUCAUGAUAAUAUAACGGAUUCAACAAGUGUUUGUCAGAUCAAUUCCAAUAAUGGCAGAAAUAUGAAGCUAGCUUGUGAUAUCAUUCUUACAUUUAUAUUUGGACCAUUACAACAACACAAACAGCGUAAAAAUAUUUACUUUUAAAUAUUUCAAUAUUAAAAUCUAUAUUAUAUUCAUUAUUUUUAGUUAAUGACUAAUAAACAUAUUAUUUUAUGUAUAUUUUAUAGUUAUGUUAUGUAGAUAGACAACUGUUAUUAAAAUAAUUAUUAAUUUUACAAUGGCAAGUUAAAAACCAUUGCAAAUUUUAAUUCUCGACUGUUUUAAUUAUCACAUACCUACUAUAUUAUAAUAUUCUAACACAAUAUUUGUAUGAUUUAGAAUUUGUUAUAAAUAUAUUUUCUCAGAAAUUAAAAAGAGUUAGAUAUAUGUACCUAUAAGUUAUGAAUUUUCACUUUGAAGUUUGAUUAAUUUACUUUGUAUUGUUAGUAGUUACUACUAUGUGUACAUAGACUAGAAAGCAAUACUGUUGAGUGUUGACAUUCGAUGUUCAUUUGUGUUUUCUUAGAACAUAAUAAUUAUUACUUAUUAUGAGAAUGUUGAUAAUUGUUCAUGAGUGGUCUUUAGUAUUUACUCUCGAAAGAUUUUUAAUAAAUAAGAUAAAUUUAUAAAGAAAACCGAAAUAUGUAACCGUACCAGGGAACAACAAAAUUACGACAUAUUUUUAUUUUUUCAAUUAGGGUCUCAUUGGUUGUUCCUAAUUUGAAAUAACUUGUCAAUUUUCAAGUACGAUUACUGCACUUAGCGUUUUACUGUUAUGUAUUGUACUUAUGUAUUACGAAUUGAACACAUUUAAACUUAGAACUUUACAAAUAAUGUGUAUUUAGGUUAUUACUUGGAUAACUUGUAUUAUUCUAUACAUUGUCCACAGGGUGCCAAAAAUCAGUCUUUAUUAUAGACUUGUUCAAAUAUUAUGGAUUUUUUAGUGGCUAAAUUUACUAUUAUAGAACUAUCUUAGAGGAAAUCUGAUUUUUCAAUAAUUCAAUUGCAUCAAUAAAAAUGUAAUUACUUA